This is a messenger RNA of Erythranthe guttata (spotted monkey flower), 996 nucleotides long. RefSeq lists its product as uncharacterized. The record is from RefSeq and is a predicted model, not a curated record. NCBI's taxonomy places the organism in Eukaryota, Viridiplantae, Streptophyta, Magnoliopsida, Lamiales, Phrymaceae.
GGUGCUCUCGUAGGCCUACAAUUAGGUUUUGUCACUUUAUUGUCCCAGCAUUGGGUUAAUAAAAUCUCGAUUUGCCGAUUACAUCAUCGUCAUCUCGAUUCUUAAUCAGGUACAUAAUCUGAUGGCUGACUCUACUGGUAGAGUGGGAAUGGAAUAUAAUUAUCAGUUCUGGUUGGACUAUGGGUUGAUUUCAGAGGAGCACGGAUACAAAUUGACUCUGGGAGUUAAAAACGUCAUCUUUGAAAUCAGAACGAAUUUCAUCCUAAGGAAGAAGAAGAUUAGACAUGAUUGUGAAGAUGAAGACGAAGAUGAAGAUGAAGACGAGAUUCUCGACUCGGAGACAUUGAGUUUUUGCUUUCCAUAUAACACCAACGACCAUACACCACCUCUCCUAUUUUUUGUUUGUUUCAGGCUAGCCGACUACUGGAUGACUAGGGAUGAAAUGGAUGCUCUUGUAAACAAUGCCAUUGAUUUCGCAAGAAGACAAAUGGAGGCAGCUCAUCCUCAACUCACCAAUCUUGUGGUCCCCGUAGUAGUUGGGGUCAAUGUUUGCACCGUUCAGCAAGAGGGCGAGACUGUUGUCGAAGCAAGGAAUAGGUCAAUUAGGGCAAAACAUCUGGUCCCAGCAUAUCUCUGGCAACAUCCGUAUUUUAAAAUGGAUGAGCAUACUACAAGACCAAAACCUCCAAGGCUUAUGAGUUUUCUUAGGCUACUACCCAGAAUCAGAAACGUUGUUGUUGAUGACGAUGAUGAUGGCGACAAUGAUAAUUUUGUGUGCUCAAUCUGUUCGAAGAAUCCAUGGUUUGGAGUUCAAAAAACAAGCCUCCCUUGCUGCGGACACACUUUCCAUUCUCACUGUGUUGUUCCAUGGCUCGAACACAACCACCUUUGCCCCUCCUGCCAUUCUCCAGCCUAUGACCCUCAUUACAUGAACUUGUUUUAAUUUUUAUUUACAAUUAUGUAUCCAUAGUUUUUAUUUAACUCACUUCUUUCAAA